AUGAGGCGCACCUCCCUGCUCAUCAGAAAAAUAUUCAUAGAAUUAGCAUCCUGCCCUCAUCUUCAUCACCUCCUGUUUCCUUGUCUCCAUCCCCACCCGCUAUUGGCUUUCCCUUCUCUUUACCACCGCUCUUUCAUGGCAUCCAUCCUCGCCUCGGAGUCUCCCAUGAUAUCGAAAGACCCCUUCCCGUCCCUUUUGCGCCUCACCAUCCCCUCUACGAACAAUUCAAACGCGUCUCCAAUUUCUACUUCCUUGUCAUUGCCGUUAUCUCCUUCAUUCCUAACAUCUCCCCAAGCACCCAUUUGCAAGCGUCCUCCCCCUUUUCGUCGUUGCUUAUCAUGGCCCGCGUCGCGGAAACCUGACUUGCAUCGCACUGUCGCUUCAAGAGACGUUGCCGUUGGUGACAUCGUUCUCGUGCGCAAAGGAGAGGUUUUUCCGUGCGAACUCGUCCUCUUGCAUUCCGCUUUAGAAGGCGUUAUUGCCUAUGUGUCUACAGCAAACUUGGAUGGUGAGUCCAAUCUAAAGCGCGUCAUCGUCGCCUCAGCUACCGCUGAAAUCGAACAUCCUUCUCAGCUUCCUGCCGUCAAGGGCAAGAUCAGAGCUCAAAGGCCUUCCACUGCUCUGCACGAGUUUGAAGCCUCCAUUGAACUCAGCGGCGAGGGCCCCGUCCCGCUCGGCCCGUCGUCGCUGCUGCUCAGAGGAAGCAUCUCGAGAAACUCAGAAUGCAUUUAUGGUAUUGCUGUGUAUACUGGAUUUGGUACUAAAGUUGCACUAAACAUGCGCAACCCCCCAAGCAAAAUGGGUUCGGUUGAGCGCAAACUUAACUGGGUCGUCCUUAUGUUGUUUAUUGCCCUCGCUACCCUCGUCAUCACAGGCGCAAUUGUCGCUGGAGUCUUACAAAACAGGGAUGGUGCCGGGCAGUGGUACAUGGGGGAGAAUUCUUUGAAAUCUGGUGGCAAAGUCACUUCCCAAAGCCUGGGCACGUUUCUCAUUUUGUUUUCUACCUUUAUCCCGGUUUCGCUUUUCGUGACCUUAGAAUUUAUUCAGGUUCUCCAAGCACUAUUCAUGUCUGCUGAUUUCCGCAUGAGAACUGGACGGCAGAAGGUCUUGGCAAGAGCGACCAAUCUGAAUGAAAUGCUCGGCGAGGUCGAACACGUCCUCAGCGACAAAACGGGCACGCUCACAGAGAACAUAAUGCAUUACAUCGCGUGCUCGGCUGGCGGACAGUUGUACAAUAUUCUCAAGAAGAAAAGAGCCAUGCAUCGCGCUGUCAAAGAUGGUGUCGAGCCUACGCAGUCUGACAACUCCUCUGGAGACUCGGGCAGAAAGAAGAGUAAAAAACGCACUAAUCCGGAUCUGGGGGACAAGACGGCUGUGCUAGAUGGAAACAGCUCAGAAGAGGCACUUCCAGAAUAUCAAGGUCAGAGUCCGGAUGAGGUUGCAUUAGUUACAUCGGCGAGAGAAUACGGGAUCACUUUUAUGGCGCGAACCCUUGACACACUCGUUAUUGAUCGCUUUGGAACGAAAGAAACUUACACGACUUUGGCGGAACUGGAGUUCAAUUCAGACCGCAAGAGAAUGAGCAUGAUUUUCAGGUGUCCUGACGGGAAAAUUAAAAUGUUCACCAAAGGUGCUGAUACGAUCAUGCUGAAGUUGCUAAACAAAGACGCGAACAUAGAAUUGAUUCAGAACCAUAUUGACGAGUUUGCGAAGGAAGGUCUACGAACACUUGUGUUUGCAAUGAAAGAGUUGGAGGAGAAGGACUUCCAAACUUGGUUUGAACGGUUCCAAGAGGCGCAAAAUUCUUUAGAGGACAGGGAAGGGAAGAAUUCAAAGAAUAGCGCUGAACUCGAGGAGGAUUUGAUGUAUGUCGCCACGACUGCUGUAGAGGAUAAAUUGCAAGACAAAGUGCCCGAGACGAUCAAGUUUCUGCGCGAAGCAGGGAUUAAACUGUGGGUGUGGACUGGUGACAAGAGAGAAACGGCUCAAAACAUUGGAUAUUCAGCGAUUGCUUGA
Chondrus crispus (carragheen) is the source of this 2016-nucleotide messenger RNA. RefSeq lists its product as hypothetical. NCBI's taxonomy places the organism in Eukaryota, Rhodophyta, Florideophyceae, Gigartinales, Gigartinaceae. Gene Ontology annotation, cellular component: plasma membrane. Gene Ontology annotation, molecular function: ATPase-coupled intramembrane lipid carrier activity; ATP binding; magnesium ion binding. Gene Ontology annotation, biological process: phospholipid translocation. Bases 1 to 2016 code for a protein of 671 amino acids. The record is from RefSeq and is a predicted model, not a curated record. The transcript has 4 exons.